CCGGUGACGUCAAAACAGCAUAACAUAUAGCUUGCUAUGACGCACAUCCUUACGUAACCAUCGUUGACGCUCGACUUUGUGUCUCUGGUUCUCUCUUACUUCAUGUACUUAUAUUUAUACCAAAACCUUCCCUUUCCUAAUUGGUAUUAUAUCCAUCUUUUAAACACACACCUGAAAAAAAUGCAAGGAACGAUUUCUUGUAUGAGAAAUUAUAACAUGAACACAGUCGGGGAAUCUCUACGGCCGCUAACGCUUAAAACACAAGAAAACGGUGAGAGCGUUCGGACGUUGGUGGAGGAGAACGCGGUGAUCGUGAUUGGACGGAGAGGAUGCUGCAUGUGCCUCGUGGUGAAGAGGCUGCUUCUUGGACUUGGAGUGAAUCCAACGGUUCUUGAGAUCGAUGAGGAAAGGGAAGAGGAAGUGUUGAGUGAGCUAGAGAAGAUUGGAGUCCAUGGCGGCAGAGAAACGGUGAAGUUACCGGCGGUUUAUGUAGGAGGGAGGUUGUUUGGAGGGUUAGAUAGGGUUAUGGCCACUCUUAUUUCUGGUGAGUUAGUUCCAAUUCUUAAAGAGGUUGGGGCUCUGUGGUUGUAAUUGUAAUUAAGAAUCUGGUUGUUAAUAUCUCGGCUUUAUAAUUGGAUUGUUUAUAUUUUUUUUUGAUAUGUGUACAAAUAAAUAAACUAAAAAUUAAAAUCUUAAGUUGAAUUUACCUAUAGAUUGUAUAAAAUGGUAUUCACUAAUUUGUAUUGUUCAUUGGCUCAUUGUAUUCUCUGCUUCUACUCUAAAUGGAUUUGUUUUAUAUAAAA
Messenger RNA from Camelina sativa (false flax), 803 nucleotides. The record is from RefSeq and is a predicted model, not a curated record. Lineage: Eukaryota; Viridiplantae; Streptophyta; Magnoliopsida; Brassicales; Brassicaceae.